This is a messenger RNA of Rhagoletis zephyria (snowberry fruit fly), 853 nucleotides long. Its product is annotated as protein unc-13 homolog A-like. Gene Ontology annotation, molecular function: calmodulin binding; syntaxin-1 binding; diacylglycerol binding. Gene Ontology annotation, biological process: presynaptic dense core vesicle exocytosis; dense core granule priming; synaptic transmission, glutamatergic. NCBI's taxonomy places the organism in Eukaryota, Metazoa, Arthropoda, Insecta, Diptera, Tephritidae. The record is from RefSeq and is a predicted model, not a curated record. Gene Ontology annotation, cellular component: neuromuscular junction; presynaptic active zone cytoplasmic component; synaptic vesicle membrane.
UUCAAUCUACACAUCAUGCAAUACUGGAAUGGCAGUGGAUCUGGAGAUAUUGGUAUACGUGGCGGUGGACAUCCUGGGGAUAAUCCAUUCUAUAGUAAUAUCGACAGUAUGCCAGAUAUUAGACCACGCCGGAAAUCCAUACCUCUUGUGUCGGAACUUGUGCUCAAGACUAUGGCUGCCACCAAGCGCAAUGCCGGACUAACUUCAGCUGUACCUCGGGCCACAUUGAAUGACGAAGAACUGAAAAUGCACGUCUACAAGAAGGCUCUGCAAGCGCUCAUCUACCCAAUUUCCUCCACAACGCCGCAUAAUUUCGUGCUAUGGACAGCGACAUCACCGACGUACUGUUAUGAGUGUGAGGGAUUAUUAUGGGGCAUCGCCCGUCAAGGAGUUCGCUGUACAGAAUGUGGAGUGAAAUGUCAUGAAAAAUGUAAAGACUUAUUAAAUGCCGAUUGCCUGCAAAGAGCCGCCGAAAAGAGUUCGAAGCAUGGAGCAGAAGACAAAGCCAAUUCGAUAAUAACGGCCAUGAAGGAUCGCAUGAAGCAGCGUGAGCGGGAAAAGCCCGAAAUUUUCGAGCUGAUACGUGCGGUAUUCGGCGUAGAAGAGAAGAGUCAUACAGGUCACAUGAAGGCAGUUAAACAAAGCGUUUUGGAUGGUACUAGCAAAUGGUCGGCAAAAAUUGCAAUUACAGUGAUAUGUGCUCAAGGCCUGAUAGCGAAGGAUAAAAGCGGUACCAGUGAUCCCUAUGUGACGGUGCAAGUUAGCAAGGUGAAAAAGCGUACACGUACAAUGCCACAGGAGUUAAAUCCUGUGUGGAACGAGAAGUUUCACUUGUGAGUACUUAAUUGUCUGU